GCCAGGGCGUCGUUAACAUGGACUAAUCUACCCCUUUGUGCAUAAAGAGGAUAUGACAGCUUUAACUGAAAAGCAUUAACGAGAAUGACUUUUUUGUUUUCACAGUUAACUCGCCAUUUACUGUAGGGUUAGCUUUAAUGCUAACGUUAGCCUGUCAUUGCACGGUGUGACGUAACGACGUAAGGUCACCUUCACCGAAACCUCACAAUUACCGUGUGUGACACUAGUAUGUUUCACUUAUAGUACAGUAUAAUAUACCAACCUGCUGCUUCCAGUUUGUUUGGAUUGCUACUUUACAUAUUUCGUAUACGAAUGUUUUAUACCUGCUCUUCAUUUUUCCUAAUUUGAAUUGAAACCGAGCUGCCAUCAUGCCCAUUAAAGAGGAUACAAUAUCAGUUUUAAAGCAGUUUGACAUUGGAGACAAUUUCUCCUAUCUGCCUGCGAUGCCUAAAGCCUCAGUGCUGGUCCCACUUUUAGUGAAGGAUGGAGAGCUGUACACCCUGAUGACCCUGCGGUCCAAGGAGCUGAGGAGCAAUGCUGGUGAAGUGUGUUUCCCGGGCGGGAAGAGAGACCCCAGUGACAGAGAUGAUGUGGAAACUGCCCUGAGAGAGGCAGAGGAGGAGAUAGGUUUACCACCUGACCAUGUCCAGGUGGUCUGUACACUGUUCCCUAUUAUCAACAAGAGAGGUCUUUUGGUGACCCCAGUGGUUGGCUUCAUAGAGGAGUCAUUUUGUCCCAGGCCAAAUCCAGCUGAGGUCAGUGCCGUGUUCACCGUCCCCCUGGACUUCUUCGCUAGUGAAAAGGACCACUUUGCUACUCAUGGUGCUGCUGGGAUGAUGAUACCCUUGCACUCGUUUUAUUACGUGGACCCUGAUACAGGAAGCCAGUAUCACAUAUGGGGCCUGACUGCUAUGGUGGUCAUAGUGGUUGCUACCCUUGCUCUAAGGAAAAAACCUGAGUUUGAUAUUGGUUUUGACUCCGAGGAUCCACUACCCUUCUUUCAACAGGUUCUACAACGAAGACUUAGUAAACUGUGACUGCUUUUGAACAUACUUGUGCCAAUAUAAAACACCUGAGCUCAUAUUUUUUAUUAUAACUACAGUCUAUUAAUACAACAUUGUGUAUGAGUGACAUGUUAAACUUACAUUAGAAUUAAUAUGAAAUGCCUGUAAAACUUUUGCACUUAAACUUUUCUUAACUAAAGGGAGUAAAAAAAGAACUAAACCAAGACAUUUGUAUUUUUAUUAAUUCAUUUAAUGUAGCAGCAGGAUUACAGAUAUAAACUGAAGAGUAUACAAAUGUCCAGAUCAAGGCAAAGUACAUGUUAAUAAUAGUUCAGAUGUAUGAUAACACACUGGGGUUGACCUUAAUCCCUACUACAGGGUCGUAAGGCUAGAUACUAAAGCUCAAGCUACACAGAACGGAUACAACAGAACUGUCGGAGAAUGUGAAAUAGAAAGCGAACUAGGAAAAGUGAGCAAACUGAUUACACACAAGAUACCGCUCACACUAUUGGCAAUUAACAGUAAAUUUAUCAUGGUUGCUUCUUUUGAUCAAGCAUUUCACAGCAACAAUAGUAAUGUUGACAAGCACAUCAACACAAGAAAGCUUUCCAUAAAACAAUCUCCACUGUUUCGUCCCUUUUACCUCACAUGUACAAAUCUCAUGAGGCAUGAAAAAAAAAAAAAAAAAAAACUUUCAACAGAAAAUAAACAAGUUGACAAUUCACUGAUGAAGCUGCACAAUAUUAUGUUGAGAGUAAUAACUCUGAUAUCUUGCAAUGGAUUUCUAAAAAGAAAAUGUUAACAGUAAAAUAUACAAGUAUGGGCUGUGGUUAUGCUCGUGUUUAGAAAUAAAUUUUCAUCGAUGAAAAGUGUCCUGAUUUUAAACAGUCCUAGAGAAUAAAAAGGACAAGGGGCCAAAUAGCACACAAAAAGGGACACAAGUAAACACAGCAGAGUAACGGUAAAGUUAUCAAGGCACACAAAGUUCUGUUGAAAGCAUCACAAUUGAUAUUCAAGAUACCCCUGCAGUAUAUUUCACAUUUAAAUAUACACGGAUAUUCAUUUACAUGACUGAAGGACAAAACCGAUAUUGUGUAAAGAUUUGUGUGCUAUCUUUGCCACCAUUAAAUCAAUGUUUCACGUG
This is a messenger RNA of Scomber scombrus (Atlantic mackerel), 2148 nucleotides long. It is a transcript of the gene nudt7, whose product is annotated as nudix (nucleoside diphosphate linked moiety X)-type motif 7. The transcript is spliced from 3 exons. The coding region runs from base 369 to 1037 and encodes 222 amino acids. Lineage: Eukaryota; Metazoa; Chordata; Actinopteri; Scombriformes; Scombridae. The record is from RefSeq and is a predicted model, not a curated record. Gene Ontology annotation, molecular function: coenzyme A diphosphatase activity; acetyl-CoA hydrolase activity. Gene Ontology annotation, biological process: coenzyme A catabolic process.